Messenger RNA from Verruconis gallopava, 1948 nucleotides. RefSeq lists its product as uncharacterized. Lineage: Eukaryota; Fungi; Ascomycota; Dothideomycetes; Venturiales; Sympoventuriaceae. Bases 1 to 1872 code for a protein of 623 amino acids. The record is from RefSeq and is a predicted model, not a curated record. The transcript is spliced from 2 exons.
AUGGCUCCAACGAUAGAAACAAUUUCCAAGCGACUUGCGGCAUCGACAGACGUAGGAUAUGAGUUAUCCAGCAAGUUCUUUAGAGUCGUGCAGGCGCUUCCAUCAGCAGUAUAUGAAUAUGGUUGCUUUGCUAGCCAAUUAACGUACUUGGCCGUCAAUUUGGAGCAAAUUGCAACUAUUAUUUCAAGCUUCAAGCUUGAACAAGGUGCCCAGCUUUUGAAGGACCUCGAAAAGUUACUUGAUUACACCGAUGAUAUUUACAACGAAGUUAAGGAAGCUUUACCACAACGAAAACAAGAUAGUGGAGAGGUUGAGUUUCUGCUUCCUUUUGACACUCCAGCGCUCGAAGACCAGAUCGCAGCUUUGCAGGUGGUAGCUGCACUCAUCAUCACCGUGCUGCAAUUGGGAGGAACAACACCAAAAUUCACAGGACUCAUACCAACUUCACCGCGAUUUGCGGAGGCUGGUGUGAAUGAGCUCAAAAAAGCAAUUCGAGAUCUCAAAUGCAGUCAGCCAAAAGACUCGAAACGUCGUGGGACAGCCUUGAAGCGAGCAAAAACCCACAGCGCAAUCACUGAGUUUUUGAACGCGAUACUUACUAUGGCUGACCUUCCUGAGCAGAAAGCAACAGAUGGGGCGAAGGAACAGGACGGAGAAGACAACAAGGCUAGUGGAUUAGAAGAGCAAAAUCUGUUGAAACUUGGACACUUUGGAUCCGAUCCAAAAGAAGACGGCAUGCCCGAGUACAUCCAACACCACCCGGACAAUGUGUACGCCAAAGUUCAUGUUGAUGACGUCGAUACACGCAGCAUGAAUUUUUACAAUCUGCCGUUUUCCAAGGCAAAGGAAAAUCCCAAUUACUACAUCAUCUGGAAGCCUAUGGAAGCAUGGGAAUGUGAAAACUUGUUCCAGCAUACGAAGAAACUUCGCAUCAACGAAGAACAUGCAAACAUUCAACCACGCCAGGUGAUCAAGAAUCUUCUCGCCAAGUGGCUAAAGAUCUCCAACGUCUACGACGACGAAGAGCUGCCCAGCCUUGAACUCAAAGAGCUUGACGAGAACCUUGCGGAAUUGAGGGCACAGGACGAGAAACGGAAUGUACACGAGCGAGCGCCCAUAAUUCGGGAUCGUUCAUGGUCUCCAUCUCCAGCCUCUCGCGACGUUUUGCCGCUGACACGCCGAGUUCCACGCUACCGCGUAGAUCGUUUCGGUCUGACAUCAAAGACAGAUUACUGGCGCAGCUGGGGCGGCCAGUCUGCAAGCCUUAGCAAUGCUCUCAAAUAUGCUGGCUGGCAGCCGGUGUACAUGAGAGGUACGGAUGCAGGGCAAACAUGGUUCUACGGACCGGACGUGAUUCACAUUCGCCGCUUCGCGGAGGAUUACACUCCGCAAGAAGGGCCUCUGAUUGACGGAGAUGCUUCGUCUGAGGCAAAGGAUUAUCUCAUUAUUAGCACUGAAUGGAUCGAGGAAGAAGCGCUGCAGAGGCAUGGCUUCCAGUACCAGCUACUGCCCUCUGGUCACUAUUCGCUGGACUCGCGCUUGACUUGGGGUGAUAUUCAGCUCAUUGUGGCAGCCUCGAGCACGUUUCGCGAGGAACGUCUUUACCGCAAGUUCCGAAACGCGGAGAAAGGCGACCUCCACGAUCCAAGGAAAGUCGCCACACCUGACCUGGACUACUUGAAUGGCCCGGCGGCAUUUGAGCGAUCGACCAGAAAUCGCGUGCCUGUCCCGGCCGCCACAAAUUCGCGGCACGUCUCUCACAAGCUUGAGAAUCUGCCAGAAGAGCCCUCGGAAGCUGUCUUCACCAAGAAGGCGGAAGUCAACACACCCGGCGUGGAGAGUCACGACUCGUUCAUCGAGGUUGAUAAAUGACUUGCACAUUUGUUGCCGGUCGCUCGUAUGCUAGUGAAGUAUUCAUAGGUCAGACCCAAAUGUGAUAUGGUUCACG